Molecule: messenger RNA, 3133 nt
Organism: Anoplopoma fimbria (sablefish)
Lineage: Eukaryota; Metazoa; Chordata; Actinopteri; Perciformes; Anoplopomatidae
Gene: incenp
Product: inner centromere protein
Biological process (GO): mitotic cytokinesis; meiotic spindle midzone assembly; metaphase chromosome alignment
Cellular component (GO): kinetochore; nucleus; chromosome passenger complex
Molecular function (GO): protein serine/threonine kinase activator activity
Source: RefSeq, a predicted model, not a curated record
CAGCGGAGCGUCAGUGGCUGUGCGGGAGCUUUAGGUCGGUUACUCACGAACCGUGAAGGAAACACGAACCGUUCCUAACCGUUCCUAACCGUGACAGCAGAUACUACAGCAGAUACUCCCACGGCAGGAUGCCACUGCUUCAGCUCUGAAGUAAGCGACGAGCAUCGAUUCAUUCUUCAGAGACUCUAAAGGCCAUCAACAUGAACUCUGUACAAUCAUCCGUACGAUCGCUCAUGCAGCUGUUUGAUGGCAAAGCACAAGAAUUUACCAAUGACAUUACUAAUGUCCACAUGGUUUGGCUUGAGGAGAUCCAACAGGAGGCCAACCGCAUGUUCUCAAGAGAUUUUAAUGCUGAGCCAGAAUUAAUGCCAAAAACGCCAUCACAGAAAAAGAAUAGUCGCAGGAAGCGUGUAUCCUUGGGGCAUCAGGAAGAAAAUCAAGCCAGGCGAAGAUUUUCCAAGGGAAAGCGUAGUAACCUUCGUGGCUCCUCUGUCAAAUCACUGAACUUCAUUGCUGAAGAAGACACCAUUCCAGGGGCUUCCACCUCUGAAGCCAACACCACCACACAGCCUAAACGCACCACCCGCAAAAAUAAACAAACAGUGUCUGAGGCGUCAGAGAAUGUGAGCCAUUCAAGUGGAAGUUGUGAAACUGAGGAGGUGCAGAACAAGAAGCCGGAGCUGGUAGAGGAGAAAGAGCUGGACAAAAAUAACAAGGUGAACAAUGCAGAAGACGAGCCGGACUACAAAGUUUGCAUCGCCCAGUCCCCACCUACGAUACCCUCACCCGAGGUUGUUGUCAGCAUCUCUUCAUCAGACCGAUUGUCUGCUGAGUAUGCCAAACAUCUGGUGCCUUCUCCUGGCCGUACAGCUGCUAAGAUUGCAAUAGCUGGCGCAGCUCAAAGCUCACGGCGGAGCUCAGUGCGAUGCUCCCUCAAGCUACGUCACUCACUGGCCGGUUUGCGGCACAGUAUGACACAGGAGUCUGUUCGCCGCGCCUCACGUCGUUCCAUGCUUAAGAGGAAGGUGGCUCGCAUGGGCAACUCCACAUGUAGCAGCAGCGUUGAUGAGGACUCUUGCGUGGACUCUGCAGAGGAAGAGGAUAGAGAAGCCAUGUUAGAGGCUGUAAGUGCAGACACAGAGGAUAAUUCUCCAGCUGAAGAAUGGAAGGAAACGCCAGAGGUCCAGAUCAUUCAGAGCUCACAUCUGUCUGUUGGACGCGUUACUCGAUCUGUUGCUGCAAACUCUGUCGCACUGGCACCCCCAUCGUUGUUUACCGCUGAACAAACCGUUACCACUCCCAACAAGAGAACAGUUGCUGAGAAGCAGCAGACUCCCCAAUCAGGUCGCAAGUCACGCCUGAGUACCAAACGCAAAGCCCCAGAUACUGUAGAGGAAAGUCCCACAAAGAGGCACUCUCCUCCCAAGAAAAGUCAAAGUGCAAUGAGACCAAACAUGAGAUCUUUUCUGCACACCGUGCAGAAGAAUCAGAUGCUAAUGAUGACUCCAAACUCCCUCGGUCGCACUGCUGUUAUGAAGUCCUUCAUUAAACACACCACUCCUCUGAAGGUUGACCCGAAGUUGAGCAUUGGUAUAGUGACAAAAGAGCGUUACAAACUGGAAGCACUUAAGAAGAAACAGGAGCAAGAGGAAGAAAGGAUGAAGAAAAUGGAGGAAGAGAAGAAAAGGAAACAGGACGAACUCAAAAGGAAGAGGGAUGAGAGGCUGAGAAGAGUGUUCGAGGCCAAAGUAAAAGAAGAGCAGAGGGAGGUGGAAAAAAAGAAGAUUGAGCAAAAGAUGGCUCAGAUUGAUGAGAAAAAUGAUAAGCGUCACGCAGAUGACAAGGCUAAAAAGAAGGUAGUCAUUAAACGUCAAGAGGAUCUGGAGCAGAAGAGGAAGUUGGAAGAAGAUGCUAAAAGGAAGAAGAUUCAGCAAGCAGAGGAAGAGAAGCGGCAGCAGGAGUUACUGGCUAAGAAGGCCGAGGAGGAGGAACAGCGAGCUCGUAAGAUGGCUGAAGCUCGCCGAGCGCUGGAGCAGAAGAGAGAGCAAGAGAGGGAGAGAGAGCUGGAGAGAGAGCGACUAGCUGCUGCUGAAAGGGAGCGAGUGGAAAAAGAAAAAGCUCUUGCUCUGCAACAGGAACUGGAGAGAGCAGCGAGAGAGAAAGAGAGACGAGAAUUGGAGGAGAAAAGAAAGGCACUUGAAAAAAGAAUGGAGGAGCAGCAGAGAUUAGUUGCAGAGGAGAAAGCUGCCAAAGAGCGAGAAGCUGCUGCUAAAAAGGCUGCUGAUGCAAAGGCUGCUUCUUGCCUGAAUGUUACUGUGGACAUCGAGCGCUCUGUUAUGAGCACGCCCGUAGGAAAAGGUGGUGGCCUCAAUGUCACUGUGGAUAUUGAGAAAUCACCACAAUCGUACUCCAUCACUCCGAAGGGUGGGAACAAACCUUUGCCCAAAAGUGGGGAAGAUUACGGGAUGGACCAAAACAGUGAAGACUCUACUGAUGAUGAGUCUGCCCCAAGGAAGCCUAUUCCAUCCUGGGCAGAAGGUCACAAUCUGCAGCAGAUAAUUAUGAAGCAGUACUUCAACCCUCCUGAUUUAGACGCUUUCUUUGGAACAAUUGAACCACCAAAACUGGAAAACAUCUUUUACAAGAGCAAGCCUCGCUAUUUUAAACGCACCAGCUCCGCUGUGUGGCACUCUCCUCCUGUUGGAAGCAAGUAAUGUCUGUACACUGAUACAGAUACACAUAGCUGUAUAAAGUUUAUUCUUUGUUUUAGAUCUGUUUCCAAUAAAGUAACAGUGUUUUCUGGAUGUUAUUCCAUGUUUAAGAUUUUAGCUAUCAAUGUUUUAGGAAAUAUUCUUAGUAGUCUGUAAAAUACAUCAUGGAUUUAAGUGAUAUUGAUGCUUCAUGCUUGAAAAUGGGUGUGUAUAAUAACCCAGUGGGAUGUGACUCUUGAAAGUUUUUGACAAGUGAUCAGCAAAGACUUUCAUCUGUAUAAUGCGUGUAGCUACCAACUGUACAUUAUAAUAGAAUUCAUAUGUUUGGGAUUUAUUGGGUGCAUUAAAAUGGUUGAACAAAAAAACAUCUUGUGUAGGUUUCAGCUGUUGAUUGGAUUUGAUAAUAUGUGACACCUAAGAAA